Messenger RNA from Laetiporus sulphureus 93-53, 3747 nucleotides. RefSeq lists its product as uncharacterized. Bases 1 to 3747 code for a protein of 1248 amino acids. The record is from RefSeq and is a predicted model, not a curated record. The transcript is spliced from 4 exons. NCBI's taxonomy places the organism in Eukaryota, Fungi, Basidiomycota, Agaricomycetes, Polyporales, Laetiporaceae.
AUGCCUCGCACGACGGCCUCUGACGAUGGCUCUUCGCACUAUUCGCCCACCUCUGCCGUGUCAACUCCUGCAUGGGCUCCGCCACGGACCCCACUUACUCCUCACAAGCUCGCCAAGCUAGCCAACGCCUUGGGUGUAUCGACCCCUCUUCCUGCGAUAUCUUAUAGCGCCACCCUGACCACCUCACCGCUGGUCCCUGCUUCGUCACUGUCGCCGUCGUCUUCGGAUUACCUUCGACGCUCCCCUUCACCUUCCGCAGCAUCAGUGCAGAGCUUCGCCUCUACUGCGUCAUCAACGAAGUAUCUGCUUCACGUAAUUCCCCCUGCCCAUUUACCGCACGAGUCUGAUGCGCUUGACGAACCUGACCUUCUCCUACCACCAUUCGGUGCAUCGGGUUACCAUAUGCAGUUCCGUCGUGGCAUCCUUGUUCCUGUGUAUUCGACGCUGUCGAGUCAGCUAGCGGCCAUCGCGAAGGAAUACGCGCUGCCGAGCACGGUCGGCCUAGUUUUAUACCUCAUCCUCACGUCUGGGCAACCCUCGAGUGGAUGCCCCGAUGAUGGCACUGAACAUGACGAGCCAGGUCCACGCAUAUCUGAAGACAGUUGGAGACGCAUAUGGCACCGCGUCGUUAAGGCAGAGAAAGAGGAUAGCCUGCCGGCAGGUCCUCGACCCAUCGGCCUGGGACUCGCAGCAUCAUCACCAGCAGCCACCUCAUCGUUGCAAGACUCCUCUAAUUCGUCUCUACGGCCAUUUCUGUCACCCGGAAAGGUGGAUCCGCCCUUGUCUGCGAUCUCGAUGACUCCCACUCCGUCGACAGCCUCCCAUUCCGUUUUCUCCUCGCAAUCUGGGAUUGAACCCCCAGAAUCCGUGUCUUCGGUCUCCGAUAUGGAAGGCCACGAACUGAUCCUAUCAGGCUUGCAUUCGCCCGCGUUGAUACCUAUCCUUGCGAAGUUUGAGUUCGACAUCGACCGCCAGAAGGCCUCAUGGUACGAGCCGUGGCUGAGGAGCAGGAAAGUCAAUCAGGCAAAGCGUGCGGCAAGUAGAUUGGAGUCCAGAUUACGAGCCCAAUCACGAUCAGAGAAGAGUGAAGAUGUUGGAGGCGAGGCUGAGGAAAGGAGUGCCCCAUUUGAUCUGGAGCUAGUAACACGGAUGAGGGAGACCGAGUCUGUACCUGCCUUCCUGCGUGAGCUUCGCGCAGAUGUUGCUGAUGUCCACGAGGAGGGUUACACCCAGCUCGAGGAUGAGGAGGAGGAGGAGGAGGAGGAGGAAGAUCAUGAAGAGACCGACCCGGCCGCUCAGCUCCACGUCGACGCGCAUGGCGACCCAUUAGCGGAUGUCUUUGGCAACGAUGUGCAGACUUGGUCAGACCUCCAUUCUGAGUCGCAACCCCAUCAGUUUAAACGGCAGACCAAUCGCAAUGUCGUAGACUUGGCUUUGGAUGGCGCGGCCAUGUCAGCUCUCCCGGACGACCUCGAAUCGGACGAGAACGAGGAGUGUAAUGAUGAGGCUGAGGUUGCAGACUUAUGGCGUCGACACUCGCGACCACAACUGGUUGUUUCGAUCCCUUCUUCCCCUGUACCGGACAAGCGUCGGUCAUCGACUACCACGACCGGCACUGUCAAGCGGCAUCCUCCGCCGCCCCUGGACCUGGCACCGUCUAUGCCCUCGAGCGAAGGUAUUGCCGUGCAGGGUAGCCCAUUCGCGCCGAGCAGACCUGGCAGUAUGGCAUUUGUCGAUGACGCCGUUCCUGCGAGGUCAAUUGAGGAGCUGACCGAAGAUGUGCACGAGCCGUCGGUCGAGCAUGUCCAGGAUGUCGAGCAGGAGGGGAGCACGAUAGAGAGCCCAGAAUUGGAACAGGGCGAAGAAAUGUCGUUUGACGACCUUGACUUGGGUUUAACCGUGGAUGAAGACAACAUCGAGUACGAUGAGAGUGAUCCGUAUGAUCGUCGGCGUAGUCAAUUCAUCAUGAAGGCCCAGCUUGACGAGAUCGAGAGGAAUCUUGUCGCGCUAUCUCCUAGACGCUUACAAUUGGAUGCCAUAGAUAACCCCCGACGUCCCAGUUUCUCCGCGACGUUGUCGCCGCCACCUCAAUGGGGCGCAUCACCCAAGCCGAUUGCGAAGACCAACCCAUCUUCUCCUUUGCAGGGUGAUUUCACGUCGCUCUUAGCGGGUGCGUUGUGGCCAGCCGUGCCCUACACUGCGCUGAAGAUGAACGGGCAUCUGCCGUCCGAGUCGCGCUCAGGAUCCGAGAGCCGUCCUCCCUCGCCGCCUCGUAUUGCCUUCAACGGGAUAACGACGGAACCGCCGCAAGGCGCGUUGCCCACGCGAUCGCGUUCCGGUACUGUUUCCAAUGAAACGCUGGCACGUCAGCACGACGAUGACUUGUACCCUCCGCUUAUCCCCCCUUCGCUACUGACGAUCCACCGGAACAGUCUCGAUUCUCCUAUCAUCCCUCUCUCUCCUGACCCAUUCGGGCGGUACCCGUCCGAAGCCGAGGCCAGCAGACUUCAUGAAGAAGAACGGCAAUCAAGAAUGCACCAGGAGGGGUCCCAAGCAGCAAAUCCGAGCAGUUCUCGUCCCCCUCCACCCCGAAAAGUGUCUGUAGGAGCCUAUGACCAGUUUGACCCUAAUGACCGACAAAAUGCACAGACACCGUCCAGUCGAUUCUCCAUCGACUCUGUCGCUUCCGACGACACAAAACCCAUGAAAGGAUCGUCCCUCGUAAGUAUGAAAAACAUCAAGAGAUUGUGGAGGAAAACAAACAGCAAGCUGUCGAUAUCGCGACCCGCCACGCCAAUAUCAGAGUCCGGCCGGUCCUCGCCAAACUGGCCAACCUUCCACGAUCAGACUACCAGUCGGCGGACAUCCCGAUCAGUAUCCAAGUCGCCGAGGCCGUUUGAGUAUGGCUCGUCGUCGGACUCGGCACAAUCUCAGCCCAAGCCGCGGCGCAAGUCGAGUAUGCAGUUCAUCCAGGACGCGCGGAACGCGCUCGUGCCCAACCGCACGCCUCCUAUGGAUGGCCCACGCCAGUCAUCGCCAGCGCUCCCUCCACUGCCUCCGUCCGCCGCUCCAUCGCCGUCUGCGUCACCACAGUUCCCGUCCGCUUCGCCGUCGCCCCGGCUGCCGGACACCAAGCAGGGCAGUAUUCGCAAGUCGAUCCUCAAAUCGAUGAAAGGCUCCAGUUCAGGCUCGAGCAUCGAGCUCCUGGGUGAUGGGCAGGUACGGCGCCGGCGACCGAGCAUCAUGGACGGGAGCAUCUUUUCUCCGGGGAGCAUGAAGCACGCGUCAGCUGCGUCGCUCUCCGCUGCGCUCGCUGACAUCCCGCCCAGCCCCGCGCUGCCCGAGUUCGCAGCAAGCCAAAACGUGCUCCGCCACCAGAGCAGCCAGUCGAACAUCCUGAACGGUAACAACAACAAUGGCGGCGGCAGGCGUGGUUCACAGCGCCUGCGGAUGAGCCCGAGCCUGUCAUCUGCGUCGAUCUCGACGGCGGGUUCCUCGUCCGGGGGACAACUCACGCCGGGCAUGUCGCCGCCGCGGCUGGGCGGAGGCGCGCUGAAGCAGCGGCGCUCGGGGUCGAGCUCGAGCUCGUCGAUAGAGAGCCGGCCGAGCGUGGACGUGUCACAGUUUGAGAUCGUGUCGCCCAAGUUGGGUGCGGGCAUGGGGCCCGUGCCCCUCCCUGGCACUCCUGUGAUGGCGGUGCCGUUCCAGUUUCGCGCGUUGGAUCAGUCGAUGGCUACUAUGCGCUGA